AUGAAGGUCCUUCUCAUUGGCGCAACCGGGAAUGUGGGCCUCAGGCUCGUCGCUGCACUCCUUACACACGGUCACAACGUCGUUGCAUAUGUACGAUCCGCUCAAAAGCUUCAGUCUCUUCUCCCGGCGUCGGUAUAUCGUCAACUCUCCGUGGUCGAGGGCAAUGCCUACGACUCACACGCAAUAAAAAAUGCCAUAAUACACAACGAUUGCGAGGCCGUCGUCAACUCCGCUGGAGUCGCGGCCAUGGCUCCCUGGGGCAAAAGCGAUCUGCCACAAAUAUUCGCUGCCGUUCUGGAAGGGGUAAAGCAAGCGGGCGCAGAGCGAAAGAAGCCUUUGAGAGUCUGGUUCCUGGGUGGACUGGGAGUGUUGAGCUUCCCAGGUUCGAACUCGAUCCUCUCGGACCAUGUUCCCAUCUUCCUCGCUCACCGCAAGAACAUGGCCCUGCUUAAGACGCUCCCACCAAAUACGGUCGACUGGUCCAUGAUCUGCCCCAGCACAAUGACGCCUGAAUCUUCGGACUUCAGCGUACCUACGAAAAGCUCGCACGCAAGACUGACAGCAAGUGCUGGAACGCCACCAUUGUGGCAAGAUUCCUGGAUGAAGCACAUUCCGCUGAUUGGGAAGUCGCUUGUGGCUGCGAUGAAUGCGAGUCGUUACGAUACCACUCUGGAACAGAACGCGGACUUUAUUGCUCAUGAUUUAGAAACCCGAGAUAGUCAGUACAUCGGGGCACGGGUAGGAAUAAUCGACGCAUCGAGGUAG
This is a messenger RNA of Didymosphaeria variabile, 765 nucleotides long. RefSeq lists its product as uncharacterized. The coding region runs from base 1 to 765 and encodes 254 amino acids. Lineage: Eukaryota; Fungi; Ascomycota; Dothideomycetes; Pleosporales; Didymosphaeriaceae. The record is from RefSeq and is a predicted model, not a curated record. The transcript is spliced from 2 exons.